AUGUUAAAAGCCUUCUUCGACGCGUUAUUUUGCGUAACAUUACCGAAAUUAAUUGGUUCCCAUGUAAUACAAGUGAAUUUUGUGACGAUAUUAUCAACGGACGACGAUACCACUGCAGUUGGCCAUGGAAAGCCUAAUGUAUUUGAGUGGAUAAGUGAUAUAUUAAAAGAAUUGUUAGAUCUAAAACUUAAUGGUAUUGUAGUCAAUAUACCAGAUAGUAGUGGACACGUUUCACCAAUUCAUUUUGAAAUUAUUUUUUUGGGUAUCGUGGGUGAUUUACCCGCUUUAGCAAUGAUGUUAAAUUUUAAAGGACACAAUGGCUAUUAUGCUUGUUUUUUCUGUUUGACACGUGGGGUAUAUGAUACUAAAGUGUUAUAUCCAUUUACUCGUCCAUUAGUGGAGCGUUCUUCUGAUGAUUUCAAACGUUUUGCAUUAGAGGGUAGUCCGCAAAAUGAUUGUUUCGGCCAUUAUGGGAUGUCUGUUAUAUCGGAAUUAUACGACCACGAUCUACCCUCUGCAAUUAUGAUAGACUAUUUACAUACGUCGUUAUUAAGACAGACAAAGACUAUCAUCACACAUUUACGAGAGCUGUUAUCAAUAAGUGAAAUAGAACGAUUAGAUACACUGUUAAAACAUCAAUCGUUUCCCCAUACUUUUAACCGUAGACUACCAUCAUUUCUAAAUUUAGCGUAUGUGAAAGGAAGUGAAUUAAGAAAUUUGUUGCUGUAUGCUAUGAUACCAAGAUUAAUUGAUUUUUUUGACAUAGAACUUGUCUCAUUUUUGUGUCUUUUCGUUUGUGGUGUUCGACUACUUCACGGAUCGCCCGUUGUAGCCGUCGAUCGAUGUAUUCGACAACAACUAUCAUCACAGCUCUUCGACGACUAUCAAAGAAAUGUAUCGCAAUAUUUUAAUAAAAUUCAUACACUGACCUGUCAUUUACAUGAUCAUUAUCCAAAAAUUUACGAAGACUUUGGCAGUUUGUCAUCGACAAGCACCUUUCCGUUCGAAGAUUUCAUUGGUUAUCUUGGCGACGGCCAUUAUGGCUCUCGCAACAUAGCGGAGCAGCUUAUUUUUUACUACUCAAUCGAUUUUUUCGUAAAUAAUGCCGUUGACGAUCGACAAGACAGUUUUAUAGAUCCUGACUCAUAUGAAAUGAUUGACAUUGUUAAUGUGGAUAAACAUGACAAGCGUAUUAUACUCCAUCAUGAUUCUGUAUUAAUUAUACCUUACAUUAUGGCUACUGGUGGUACUGAACGUUCUAGACGGGCUGCUAAGCCACCCGCUAUUUACACGCCGGAUGAUUCUUUUUUAUGUGUUAUGGAUGCGCAAAAUCCGACUGAUUACACAUGUAUACAUAACAGUAUUAUUGCAAAAUCAAGUGGAAAACGAGUUCUGGUGAAAGAUGGGAAUACAAUGUCCGAAAAGAUCAUUAUAGCUAGAGGUAUUAUGUCGGUUAUUUCAAGGGAACUCCCCAAUUACCGCCUCGCUGUUGACCUAGAACAUACAUUUGCAUAG
Messenger RNA from Didymodactylos carnosus, 1515 nucleotides. The record is from the annotation of a GenBank genome assembly. NCBI's taxonomy places the organism in Eukaryota, Metazoa, Rotifera, Eurotatoria, Philodinida, Philodinidae.